Messenger RNA from Pieris rapae (cabbage white), 898 nucleotides. RefSeq names its product protein YIPF6 (gene Yipf6). The transcript has 6 exons. NCBI's taxonomy places the organism in Eukaryota, Metazoa, Arthropoda, Insecta, Lepidoptera, Pieridae. The coding region runs from base 137 to 811 and encodes 224 amino acids. Gene Ontology annotation, biological process: endoplasmic reticulum to Golgi vesicle-mediated transport. The record is from RefSeq and is a predicted model, not a curated record. Gene Ontology annotation, cellular component: membrane; trans-Golgi network.
ACUAAUCAAUGAAGAAUUAUUGUGAAUUACUAUCGUGGAAAUGAUUUUUUAAAAAGUUUUUGGUUUUGAUGUGUUGGAUUAUUAAUAAUAUUGUAAUAUUGUAUUCUUCACUACAAACCUUUAUUAAUUAGAAUCAAUGGCGACUUUCGAUUCCAAAUACGACAUGUAUCCUGCUGGUGAUGUAGGAGUUAUAGAAGGUGAAAUGAACAUUCCUGGUCAGGGUGUGCCUUCUGGUGAUACAAUGGAGUUUAAUACUCUAGAUGAACCAAUUAAAGAAACAUUUCUAAGAGACUUAAGAGCCGUGGGUAAUAAAUUCUACCAUGUACUAAUACCAAGAGAGAAAACUAGUUUAUUAAAAGAAUGGGAUCUAUGGGGUCCAUUAUUGCUUUGUACAUUUAUGGCAACUAUUCUGCAAGGCUCGUCAGAACCCACAGAUAAAACAGGUGAUGGAGGCCCUGAGUUUGCAGAGGUCUUUGUACUGGUUUGGAUAGGUGCAGCUAUUGUGACCUUUAAUUCUAAGCUACUUGGAGGAAAUAUGUCAUUUUUCCAAUCAGUAUGCGUAUUGGGAUAUUGUCUUUUCCCCAUUGCAUUAGCUCUAGUCAUCUGCAGAGUGAUAUUGUUCAGUACACAAAAUACAUUUUUAUUCUUCCUACGAUUUGUUAUAUCUAUGGUUGGAUUCAUUUGGGCAACAUUUGCUGCAACAAAAUUCCUUGGUGAUAGCCAACCUGAAGGUAAAAAAGGUCUAGCAGUUUACCCCAUUUGCUUGUUUUACUUCAUACUGUCAUGGCUAGUCGUUUCACACACCACUUAGGAGCACAAUAUGUGAUAAAGACUUGUAGGAUAAUUUGUGAAUAUUUGAUGUAAUGUAAGUUAUUAAUAUAUGAAUUUAUGAUACAUA